Messenger RNA from Linum trigynum, 3168 nucleotides. The record is from the annotation of a GenBank genome assembly. NCBI's taxonomy places the organism in Eukaryota, Viridiplantae, Streptophyta, Magnoliopsida, Malpighiales, Linaceae.
AUACGAUCUUGUUCGCCAUUAUAAGUGUAGUUUAAUUUGUAAAUACAAGAAUUAUAUAAUUAAUAUAACUUUGGAGAACAUAAUUAAGACCCAAAAAUAUUUGGACGCAACGAUGACCACGUAUGAUUGAACCAAAAGAAUUAUCAUCUACAAAUUCUAUAGAGAAUUGACAAAUGACCACUUAUCGAGAUUGUUUCUUUUUAGAUAAGGUGGAUAUAAAUUUGUUUUCAUUAUAGUGUGCUACUUAAGGGAUUAAAAUUUGAGAUUGAGAUUGUUACGAUUUGAGUACUACUUUUAGAGUUAAAUAACAAUAGGAGUAGAUAUAUGGUUUUCCCUGAUAUCAAACAAAAUCGAAUCAAGUACAAGGUUGAAUAGAAAAUAAAGAGAAAACGAAAGAUACAAUGUAUUUAUCCAAUUUGUGCACUCUUUUUCAUUAUUUUUAAAAUCGUCCACGUAAAUUGAUACUCAACAAAUAUAUUACAUCCGAAAUAAAACCCGAAAAACUAAAUACAAUACUCAUAAAAAGAUGAUAUAGCAAUACUAAAAUCGAAUUCCACAGCGAUCUGGUCGGAUUCCAAAUUCCUCCACAAUCAAUACCAACCCUUGUGUUCUUGAGUGUUGGAAAACUUGGAAACUUGGGGUUAAUGAUUAGCUUCAAUUCUCCAUCCCCCACCACUUCAAUUUGCUCCCUCCACCACCAUUUUUCCAUGGAAAAAUCAAUCUUCCAAAGCACAAAGACUUGACUAUUCAAAAGAACACCAUUGACGUCGCCCAAUUUUUUCCAUGGACACUUGCUCCACUCUAGCUAGCAAAGCCAUUAUUAGCCUCAUCUGCCCCUACUUCAACCAUUACCAGUCUUCUUCUAUAAAUCGAGCAAAUCGCUCCGUCCUCACUACCAAAACAAACCCCAUAAACCCUUCAAAAACAUUCUACACUCCUCGCUACUUCCUCCAUCGAAAAUGGAUCCCAGUCACCAAGUUUCAAAGCUCUUGAUCACCAUUGCAACAAUCAUUGCGGGUCUUGCCUUGCUAUGCUUCACCAACGUCGCAGAUGCAGCACAAGGAAAGGCCGUUUUCCACAACGCCCUCACUCCAUCGGCUUGCUACCAGUACCAAAACAGGGGAGACAUGAUCACCGGAGUGAGCGACAAGCUGUGGGACAACGGCAACGCCUGCGGGAAGAGGUACAGGGUGAGGUGCAUCGGCGCGGCCAACCUAGCGCCGAGAAGCUGCCGGACAACAUCCGGCGCCGUCAUCGUCACCGUCGUCGAUUUAUGCCGGAACUGCGACGGUGACAUCAACUUGUCCCGGGCUGCUUUCAACAGGAUUGCCGAUGUCGAUGCCGGCAUAGUCCGCGUCCAAUACGACGCGAUCUAGUGAAAAUUGGAUAGCUGAUGAUGACUGGGGGAGGAAUUAAUAAAUAAGUGAUGUUGGAUGAUAAAUUCAACCAAUGAUGAGUUUGAGUUUUUUGUCAAUAUAACUAUCGAUCGAUGUAUGCUAUUUUGAAGAAUCUAUUGACAUCGGAAUAAGUGAACGAUGCUCGACUAUAAAAGAUAUCAUCUUUGUACUAUGUGUGAAUUAAGUGUGCAAUAUAAUAGACAAUCAUUAUCGUAAAAUGUUUGUACUCGAUCAGCGUACUGUUUUUGAAAAAAAUGUCUCCACCAGAAGGUUGUCAAACCGGUUUAUGCCAGUGUGCCGGUUUAGCAAAUGGAAUGGUUCAACCGGUGGCACAUACCGGUUUGUGCCGGUUCAUGCCGGUCGAUAUUACAAAUAAAAUUAUAAAUACUCAUAUUUAAACAUGACAUUUAACGUCAAUACCUAAACAUUUAUAUUUAAAUCCAACAAAUAACAUCAAUAUUUAACUUUUAUACUCAUAAAAUAAAUAAUAAAAUAAUUUUUAUCAAUUAAAUUCUCUAAAAUAAGGUCAUUUUACUUAGAGAUUCGCAUAUCCAUCAUGCCGGUCAUACCGAUGGUGUCACGCCGAUUUUAUGACCAGUACCGGUUGAACCCGGUACAACCGGUGGCACGCCAGUUGGCAUGACAACCAUCAGCAUACGCAUUAUCCCAAUUUCGAGCAUCUGAGUUCUACUUAUUUCAAUAAUUCACCCUAAUUUUAAGAUUCUUUCCCCAAUGGACCUCCAACCUCUUUUUGCUGGAAAUUUUGGGGUUAGUUUCAUUCUCACUUCCAUUUGCUAUGGAAAUUGAUGUCACAAAAGGAGUCAAAGACUUGGACUAGUAAGACCAACUCCAAUGCAAGCUCCCAAAUUUGGGGAUCUUCAUCCCCAAAUUUGGGGUUCAUCUCCAUUUUCCCUUCUUUUGCUCCAAUGCUACAUCCUCUAUAUUUGGAGAUCUCCAUUUUUUAAGUUUUCAAUUUACUUAAAAAUGUACUUAUCGAAGUCUUAAUAUAAUUUGUUCAUGUUGAUUUUAGUAUAGUUCGUCAUCAUUUUUAAAUACAUAUUUUCUGGUAGAAUUUUUUUUUAUUUUGAGACCAAAUUUUUGUUGACAAAAAAUGAUUGACCUAAUUUGGGUUUACACACAACACUUGAAAAUUAUUGAUCUAAUUACACCCCUAACUAAUCCCCUAAUUAAACCCCAAUUAGCCCUUAAAAUCUUAAAAAGAAAAAGAAAUGCCACGUGGCGGGCUUUGGGGAGUCUCUAUAUUUGGAGGAACCCCCAUUUCCACCCCCAAAUUUGGGGAUCAUUUUGGAGAUCUCCCCCAAAUAUAGAGACUCCUCCAUUUAUAGAGGCUCCAUUGGAGCCAACUUUCCCCCAAAUAUAUAGGCUCCUCCAAAUAUAGAGGCUCCAUUGGAGUUAGCCUAAGGCUGAGUCCAAUGGGCACCCCAUUUAUGGGGGAAUCUGCAAAAAUGGAGGAGGAGAUGGUCCAAUGGGGAGGUUUGGGUCUCCAAAAAUGGAGGAUCCUGCAAAUGGAACUCCAAAUUUGGGGGUGGAAAUGGGGAUCCCCCAAAUAUGGAGGCUCACCAAAGCCCGCCACGUGGCUUUUCUUUUUCUUUUUAAGAUUUUAGGGGUUAAUUGAGAGUUUAAUUAGGGGAUUAGUUAGGAAUUUAAUUAAAUCAAUCAUUUUCAAGUGUUGUGUAUAAACCCAAAUUAGGUACAUAAUUUUUUGCCAAAAAAAUUCGGACUCGGAAUUUAACAAAAUUCUAUCGAAAAA